GCCCCGCGGACGCCAAUGCCCGCCUUUUUCCUGAGGACGCAACACGCAGGCGCGGCCGGACCCGAGAUCCCGCGCCGCACAAUGAGUUGCGCCUGCGCCGGCAAACGCCCCGCCCCUCCUCCUCUGGUCCUCUAUAAAGCCUCGAGCUUCUCCUCGCGAGAGACUUCGUUCUCAUGCUCGCUGCAGGGGUCGGAGGUCAGAGCGAGCGUCUCGCGGGCCGUAGGAGGAAGAUGGCGGUGGAGUCGCGCGUUACCCAGGAGGAAAUUAAGAAGGAGCCGGAGAAACCGAUCGAUCGGGAGAAAGUAUGGGGUCCGGAAAGAGGUGGAGACGUGCCCGCUGCUGCUGCGUGUUUUCACCACCAAUAACGGCCGCCACCACCGAAUGGACGAAUUCUCCCGCGGAAACGUACCGUCCAGCGAACUGCAGAUCUACACUUGGAUGGAUGCAACUUUGAAAGAACUGACUAGUUUAGUAAAAGAAGUCUACCCAGAAGCUAGAAAGAAGGGCACACACUUCAAUUUUGCAAUUGUUUUUACAGAUCCUAAAAGGCCUGGCUAUCGAGUAAAGGAGAUUGGCAGCACCAUGUCUGGGAGGAAGGGGACUGAUGACUCCAUGACCCUGCAGUCGCAGAAGUUCCAAAUAGGAGACUAUCUGGACAUAGCAAUCACCCCUCCAAAUCGGGCACCGCCUCCUUCAGGGCGCAUGAGACCAUAUUAAAUUUUAUUUACUAUUCCUUGAAUUAUUUUUCGUUCAGUUAUGUAAAAUAAACUUUUUCCUCCCCUCGUCA
This is a messenger RNA of Panthera uncia (snow leopard), 787 nucleotides long. It is a transcript of the gene SAP18, whose product is annotated as Sin3A associated protein 18. Gene Ontology annotation, molecular function: transcription corepressor activity; transcription factor binding. Gene Ontology annotation, cellular component: nucleus. The transcript is spliced from 4 exons. Gene Ontology annotation, biological process: negative regulation of DNA-templated transcription. The record is from RefSeq and is a predicted model, not a curated record. Lineage: Eukaryota; Metazoa; Chordata; Mammalia; Carnivora; Felidae. The coding region runs from base 16 to 717 and encodes 233 amino acids.